Molecule: messenger RNA, 978 nt
Organism: Chrysochloris asiatica (Cape golden mole)
Lineage: Eukaryota; Metazoa; Chordata; Mammalia; Afrosoricida; Chrysochloridae
Gene: IRF1
Product: interferon regulatory factor 1
Exons: 9
Coding region: 1-978 (325 amino acids)
Biological process (GO): regulation of transcription by RNA polymerase II; immune system process
Cellular component (GO): nucleus
Molecular function (GO): DNA-binding transcription factor activity, RNA polymerase II-specific; RNA polymerase II cis-regulatory region sequence-specific DNA binding
Source: RefSeq, a predicted model, not a curated record
AUGCCCAUCACUCGGAUGCGCAUGAGACCCUGGCUAGAAAUGCAGAUUAAUUCCAACCAAAUCCCAGGGCUGAUCUGGAUUAAUAAAGAGGAGAUGAUCUUCCAGAUCCCGUGGAAGCAUGCUGCCAAGCAUGGCUGGGACAUCAACAAGGACGCCUGUCUGUUCAGGAGCUGGGCCAUUCACACAGGCCGAUACAAAGCAGGGGAAAAGGAGACAGAUCCCAAGACAUGGAAGGCCAACUUCCGCUGUGCCAUGAACUCAUUACCAGACAUCGAGGAGGUGAAGGGCCAGAGCAGGAACAAGGGCAACUCAGCUGUACGGGUGUACCGGAUGCUCCCACCCCUCACCAAGAACCAGAGGAAAGAGAGAAAGUCCAAGACAAGCCGAGAUGCUAAGAGCAAGGCCAAGAGCAAGUCGUGUGGGGAUUCCAGCCCUGAUACCUUCUCUGAUGGGCUCAGCAGCUCCACCCUGCCGGACGACCACAGCAGCUACACAGCUCCCAGCUACUUAGGGCAGGACUUAGAGGUGGACCGGGCCCUCAGUCCAGAGCUGCCACCGUGUGUCGUUAGUAGCACUCUCCCGGACUGGCGCAUCCCCGUGGAUAUUGUGCCUGACAGUACCAGUGACCUUUACAACUUCCAGGUGUCGCCCAUGCCCUCAACCUCUGAAGCUGCAACAGAUGAGGAUGAGGAGGGGAAAAUACCUGAUGACAUCAUGAAGCUCUUGGAGCAGUCGGAAUGGCAGCCAACAAGUGUGGAUGGGAAGGGGUACCUGCUCAACGAGCCUGGGGUCCAGCCCACCUCUGUCUAUGGAGACUUAAGCUGCAAGGAGCCUGAAGUUGACAGUGCCGGGGGGGAUGUUGGGCUGAGCCUACACCGCGUCUUCACAGAUCUGAAGACCAUGGACUCUACCUGGUUGGACAGCCUGCUGCUCCCAGCCAGGCUACCCUCUAUCCAGGCCAUUCCGUGUGCACCAUAA